AUGGAGCCAUUUAACACCUCAUACUCCAACCAGACGGAACCCUUUACACCGGCAUCAUGGCGAGCAGCCUUCCUGAUCGCCACGCUGGGCAUCGGGCUGCCAGCCAACGCCUUCAUCAUCUGGCUGACAGGGUGGCGGCUGCGGCGCCGGGGCCUGUCCGUCUUCAUCCUAAGCCUGGCCACGUCUGACUUCCUCUUCCUCUCCACCACGGUCAUGCAGAUCAUGGAGACCUUGCUGGACGACAACUGGGUGCUGGGCACCCCCAUGUGCCGCCUGCGCUACUUCCUCUACGACUUGAGCUACCACUGCAGCCUCUUCCUGCUGGCUGCCCUCAGCGUGGACCGCUGCCUGCUGGUGCUGCUGCCCCUCUGGUACCGCUGCCACCGCCCCCUGCGGCUCUCCAGCUACAUCUGCUUGGGGGCCUGGCUGGUGGCCGCCCUGCUCAACAUCAAGGGCAUCGUCUUCGCCGACGUCAUCCGGUAUCCAGACGGGAUGCUCGUCUGCUCCAGCGACCGGGGCAAAUACGAGUGGCCCCUGCGCCUGCUGGAGGUGCUGGUGGAGGGACUCUUCCCCUUCGUUGUCAUGGUGACCACCCAUGCCGCCACCUUGUCCCGCACCUUCCGGCGCCACACCCGGCCCCCCAGCAAGUUCUACCGCAUUGUGGCCGCCACCCUGUCAGCCUAUGUGCUGCUCAACCUCCCCUUCCAGAUUGUCCAGCUGCUCUUCCUGGUCUCCUGGGAGCAUGAGGAGUUCAACAAUCGCAUCUUCCCCUUCAUGGUCUACUUUAGCUACCUGAUCAACCUCAACAGCAGCAUCAACCCUCUCAUCUACAUCUUCUUCGGCUCCAACAUCUGCACGGGCUGCGGCCGCCACACAACCUCCUCCCUUGCCACGGCCCUCACCGAGGAGCAAGGGAAGAGCCCUGGGAACACGCCCAGCACGUCCUUCUCAGCCUAGCCUUGCCAACAAGACCCUGCUCUCCUCUCCCUCCAUGGCCCAGCCUCUGCUCUGGCACAGCUCCAGUUACCAGUCGAGUGAUCACUGGCUCCCCUCACAGGGCCUGGCCACA
Messenger RNA from Mauremys mutica (yellowpond turtle), 1069 nucleotides. It is a transcript of the gene GPR152, whose product is annotated as G protein-coupled receptor 152. Gene Ontology annotation, biological process: G protein-coupled receptor signaling pathway. Gene Ontology annotation, molecular function: G protein-coupled receptor activity. Bases 1 to 957 code for a protein of 318 amino acids. The transcript has a single exon. Lineage: Eukaryota; Metazoa; Chordata; Testudines; Geoemydidae. Gene Ontology annotation, cellular component: membrane. The record is from RefSeq and is a predicted model, not a curated record.